UCGGCAAGUCGGGAGAUGUGUGCUCUGCAACAAACAUGCGGUGCUUUUCCAAAGUCCAGUUUACCAAGUUCGCUCUCUUCCUCAUGAACCUUCUGUAUCUGGUGAGUUCAUUUCUCAAGCCAUGGACCACAUGAUAGGCUGUGCGGUUUACUACUGAUCACAGGCGGCAUCUUGCUUCUGUCCAACACCCACUACAUACUGAUAUCCCGUCUGAUCCAACCGUCAUCGAUGCAACCGAUUUUCUACUACGUCGCUCUGGUUUUGAUGAGCAUCGGCUUGGUCAUAGUUUCGAUCUCGAUUCUUGGAUGUUGGGCAACACAUUUGGAUAAUUACUGUUUUCUCGCAUUCUACCUGUUUGCGCUUUUGGUUCUCUUGCUGGCUGAGAGUGUGAUCGGAAUUCUUACGGUCAUAUUCCCUGAGUAUCUCGGCGUGAACUUGAGCAGGGAUGCUUUGAUGAGCCUCUGGCAACGGACCUACGGGGUGCCCGGCAAAGAGCAGUUCACGGCUUCUAUUGACCUCGUACAAACAAGAUUCGAGUGCUGCGGGAUCAACAGCGGGAAUGACUUCCAGGCGUCCUGGUGGCGGCUCCGGGAGUUGGCGCCCCCCUCGCUCCUGGUGCCCCUGUCCUGCUGCGUCACCAACGUCACGGACCCCGAGGCCUACCUUGACCCUCAACCUCUGGACACGAGCGUCUGCCAGAAACAGCACCUCGAGGACUACCGCGAGUUCAGGCAUUCUCAGGGAUGCUUCGAGCCGUUGAACGAGUGGAUCGUGGAGCGGGUGAGCAGUCUCAUGUUGGCCGGGAUCGGGAAGCUCACCAUCCAGCUGCUCCUCCUCCUGGCCAUCAUCCUCAUCUACGCCGAGCGGAGUCACAAGUCCCGCAUCGUCGUCUGCUCCACCACCGUCUCCCGCUCGGCCGUCUCCGGAUCCAACUCCUGUGUCCAUUCCAUAUGACGCAUCGACUCCAGUCUCAAGAAUCCAGUGGAUAGACUCAUUUAGUGGACGUCGUUCGAUACAUCGCGAUAGAAUAAUCGAAAUCUAAUCGGCUCGUUCAAAUUGGCCGCCCUUUGACAGUGCGGUAAAAAUUAAAAUGGCCAAUCGAGCAGUGGCGUGGCGUGCUUUGCGAUAGAUCGAUUCAUCUGCUAU
Messenger RNA from Bemisia tabaci, 1146 nucleotides. NCBI's taxonomy places the organism in Eukaryota, Metazoa, Arthropoda, Insecta, Hemiptera, Aleyrodidae. The record is from RefSeq and is a predicted model, not a curated record.